UACGCGUCAUGGCACACACAAACCGUGUGUCUGUAACGUUAUAUCUCUCUUCUAAAUUGCGGAAUAUCUGUAUAUAUACCACGCAUUUCGCGCAAGAACGCGUUUGCUAAAUUGAGUGCUGAUACGUUGUGGAACUUGCAUCAACGUUGUAAACUGCAAAUACCGUGCAAGAAACAGCACUUACUGGUCCCCAACGAUUGCGCAGCCAUUUCUUCACCAGCAUCGGAGCCUCGCGCAUGCGUGUAAAAAAUAUAUAUCUCAAUCGAAAUAUCGAAUCGCAAAUGUUCAAGACGCAAAUCGGACGGAGAUCGCUGCUCGACGCGAGAUGCGCCAAUUUCUGGACGAAGAUAUUUCACAAGAAGGAGAAGCCGCUCGCAUCGGAGGUCCUAACGAGCUACCUUCUGCAAACCAACGAACCACCGUGGACGUCGUACUUCGUGCGUUACGCCGACGUGGUGAACGAUCAGCGGGGAAUGUCGCACUUCAAUUGGUCGGCGGGCGGUAGCAAUUACCACGUACUUAGGACCGGUUGCUUCCCGUAUAUCAAGUACCACUGCAGCAAGCGACCGGUACGGGACCUAAGCGGCGAGGACAGAUUUUUCAAGGCGAUCAAGAUAUUGAACCUCGGUAUUCCCACCCUGAUGUACGGACUGGCGGCGACGCAGCUUAUCCGACACCGCGAGAUCGUGAGGACGCCUCGGGGUGAUGUGACGAUCCACUUCUUGCUACCGGAAGACAAAGGCUCGCAGUACUGAGGUUUGGUUGCGACUCGCGCACCGACGCCAAUUCCAUUCGUUCGAAAGUUCUGCGCGUCACGGUUUUCCUCCUUCGAACGACGAAAUAAUACGUGGAUAGAUCAGACGAUCAGAGAGCCAGGCGAUCGUCGUACAAUAAUCGGUUUUUGCCUCUCUCGCCCGGUCCUCGAACGCGGAAGAAGAGAAAAUUACGCAAUGACGGAGACAAAAAAAAUAUCGGCGAAACUGUCACGAUAAUUCCACUCGCAAUCAAUGAAAGCGCUAACUUCGUUAACUAAGAAAAUAGAAGUUGCGCGUCGGAGAGGUAGCGAUUUGAUGAAAUCGCUUUUUUUUUUUGCGCGCGCGCGCGCGCGCGAAUAGACCAGGAAAUCUUUCUUUGCAAUAGUCGCGGAGAGUGAAGUAUCGAAAUAAAUAGCUUUUACUCGGGAGAAUAAACAUCUCCUUUCUCUUCCGUCGAGAAACAACACUUAAUUAUCGCUUUUCAAUGUGGUUCUUCGAAGGUUUUUCUCUUCUCGUCGAGAAAACACGGGAUAGCUAGACAAGUGAUCGCGCGGACGUUAAUUUUCGCAAUGAAAGUUCGUUCGUUUCUUCUUCGCUACAAUUGUUUGUUUAUGUUUGGACAUUAAUUUCAUUGGCGCGCGCUUCGGUAGCUUCCUGCUUCAUCAAUCAAUUCAAAAUCCCAGACUUCCUCGAGGUCUUGCUUAAAUUUGGUGUAAAUUUGGCGCGAUAAUUUUCCAGACGUCGUCAGGAAGGAGUUCGGGGGCGGUUCGAUAAUCGCGUUUCGAUAGAGCGCGGCGACGUUCACUGAUGAAAAUUGCCGCGGGCGAUCAGGGCGUUGGAACAAGGUGCGAACGCACAUAGUUAGCAUUAACGCGGCUCUCUAAUUAGCCACUAACCGCGUGCGCUUCCCGACGACUUGACGAUACAUCAACGUCGGUCUCGGUGGAAGCGAGGCUUAUCUCGCUCGCUUGGACUUGUUUCCGCGAACGACACAAUAUGCAUAUAACGCGCGCGUCGAUGAUGAAAGCCGACCGCUGACAUUUGCUGAGAUUCUCCAGUCGGGAUUUACGAGCGUGCGUGUCUAUACCGCGUAAUUAUAAUUCGCGUUAAUUAACGAACUAUAUAACGCGUCAAGUAGAUUAGCGAUUGCACCAUGUGGCGUUCGUGUUCUCUCCCUCGGAAUCGAUCGAGCGCAUUAAAUUGCAUACGUAUAUUUUUGUAAAUUAUUGCAUAUAUGUACACAUUAAUAUGUAUAUA
Messenger RNA from Pseudomyrmex gracilis, 2012 nucleotides. RefSeq lists its product as uncharacterized. The record is from RefSeq and is a predicted model, not a curated record. Lineage: Eukaryota; Metazoa; Arthropoda; Insecta; Hymenoptera; Formicidae. The coding region runs from base 237 to 755 and encodes 172 amino acids. The transcript is spliced from 4 exons.